This is a messenger RNA of Phaeodactylum tricornutum CCAP 1055/1, 3218 nucleotides long. RefSeq lists its product with no specific name. The transcript is spliced from 2 exons. Gene Ontology annotation, molecular function: translation initiation factor activity; mRNA binding. Gene Ontology annotation, cellular component: eukaryotic translation initiation factor 3 complex, eIF3e; multi-eIF complex; eukaryotic translation initiation factor 3 complex, eIF3m. NCBI's taxonomy places the organism in Eukaryota, Bacillariophyta, Bacillariophyceae, Surirellales, Neidiaceae. Bases 74 to 3142 code for a protein of 1022 amino acids. Gene Ontology annotation, biological process: translation reinitiation; formation of cytoplasmic translation initiation complex. The record is from RefSeq and is a predicted model, not a curated record.
CAAAGGAUCCCUUGGUCGUCGAGAAGACUGGCUGGUGUUAUCAUCGUCGGUGUGUAGUAUCGUUAUCGUCAUCAUGGCGACUUCCAACUUUUUCCACAAGCCCGAGUUGGCCUUGCGACGCGCGCAGGAACUCGAAGGCAUCCAUCAGGACGACGCCGCCUUGGCCAUGUUGCACGAAGUGCUAUCCUCACGCCGUCAUCGUACCUGGAGUCCAGCCUUUGAACAAAUCAUGAUCGUGUACGUUGAUCUCUGCCUCAAGCUGUACAAAACACGCGAAGCCAAAGAUGGUCUGCAUCAGUACCGUAAUUUGAGUCAAACACAGGCUCCGGGAUCGUUGGAAAAGGUGAUUCGCUACUUACUCACCGCGGCGGAGAAAAAGUGUACCGAAGCCAAAGCUUCCGCGGACGCCCAGCAGGAUCAGAUUUUGGAAGAGAAUGGGAAUGGCGACGACGAAGACGGUUUCCGGGCUUCUCCGCAGGCAAUCUUGCUAUCCACCAUGUCCACGGACCCGGCCAAAUCGCAACGCGAUUCCGCCCUCCUCGUGCCGUCCCUCAAGUUUCUCUGGGAAACCUACCGAGCCGUUCUGGACAUUUUGCGAUCCAACUCCAAACUAGAACACGUCUACCACUUUGCGGCACAGAGCGCCUUGCAGUUCUGUCAAGAUUACAAACGUCGAAUGGAGUUUAGGAAUCUUUGUGACAUGCUCAGACUCCAUCUCGGCAAUCUGCGCCAGUACGGCAAUCUCGACGCCAACGAUGACGGAAAAACCAACAACAAGGUCCGCGGUUGGGAAGGUUGGACUACGGAAUCGAUCGAGUUGCACCUACAAACGCGCUUCAUACAGCUCGAAACCGCCAGCGUCCUGCACCGCUACACCGAAGGAUUCCGGACAUGCGAGGAUAUUUUCAAUAUUCUCCAAAUCAGCCAGGCUCGUCGCAAGCACAAUCCCGACGUGCCCGCACCCAAGGCCAAGCUCAUGGCAUCCUACUACGAAAAGCUCACGACCCUGUUUUGGGUUUCGGAAAAUUACCUUUUCCACGCCUUUGCCUGGUACAAGUACUAUACCUUGUGCAAAGAGUUCAAUCGUGGCAUGUCGGAAGACACGAAGCGUAUGCAGGCGUCGGCCGUCCUAUUGGCCGCCUUGUGCAUCCCUUCCGUCCCCGCGAACGAAAGCAAGGCCUCGCAUUCCAACCAACAUACUAUUGCCACCACGGUCGAAGACGGGAUAGUGAAGCAAAAAAUGGCCCGCAUGGCUACCUUGUUGGGCUUUCAUACGCGCAACCCGACCCGCGACGCCUUGCUGGCGGAAAUCCGUAGCAAGGGGAUUCUGGAACAGGCUCCGGCCUACUUGAGAGAACUCUACGAGCUUUUGGAAGAAACCAACGAUCCGCUUAUUAUGGUUCAAAAGGCCAAGCCGCUUUUGGAACAGCUGCAGCAAGAGCUCGGGGCCACCACGUCUAACGAUGUCAAGAACGACGACGUCGAUGACACGACCUUGGGUCGCUACGUUAAGCCCAUCACCAACGUGCUGUUACUGAAACUCAUUCGCAACUUGUCGGCAGCUUACCACACGGUAUCAAUGGAUCAUUUGAAAUCUCUCACGUCUGGUCUCGAUCUGAGCUUCGAACAGGUGGAAAAGACCAUCGUCACGAGUUCAAAAACGCUGGCUGUGCGUCUGGAUCACCGUGCCGGCUGUCUACGUUUCGGUAACGUGCAACUGGAAUCGGACGCAAUGCGCUCGCAGCUGGUAAACUUAUCGAAGCAGCUACAGGCCGUGUCCAACGUUCUGACCCCACCGGAUCGGCAAAGCGUGUUGCAGUCCCGACUGUCCACGUACCAAUCGGUCCGCGAAAAUCUCCACGCCGAACACGCGGCCGUGCUGGAACGUAAAAACUUGAUCGAAACGCGCAAAGAAGAAACCGAACGAGUAGCGCAAGAAAAGUCUAAGCAAGAAGCCCGUGUCAAGGCGGAAGAGGAAGCAGCGCGUAAGGCCGAAGAAGAACAGCGCAUCGUGCGGGAACAGCGCUUGCGCGAGAUUGAAAAGCAGCGCAAAAUUCAACAAGAGUUGGACAAUCAAGAGAAGAAACGGUUUCUGGCCGCCAUGGGAAAAAAGACGGAGGAUAUUUCGGAAGAGCAAAUCGCCAAGAUCGAUACGGAAGCCUUGCAGCGGGAGCACGAAGCAAAGAUCAACAAGGAACGUGAGGAAGCCGAACGCAAAACUCGUGAGACGGCCAAGAAACUGGAUUAUUUGGUCCGGGCGAUUCGUAUCGAGGAACUGCCUCUGAUCAAGAAGAAGUACGAAGAAAAGACGAAAUUGGACAAGGAGCGGUACGAACAAGAGAACAUCGAGAAGGCGCAAAAGGCUAAGUUGCAAUGGGAAGCCGAUGUGAAAGACAAGGCUGUGUUGGAAUCCCACAACGUCUUUGCCUACUGCUCUGAGUUUGAAAACUCCGUAAUGGUGGGACGCCAAGCCGAGCAUGACGUAAUUUGCCAAAGAGCCGAAGAAGAGGCAGAAAUGGAAGCCGAAAAGGCCAAAAUUUCCCGAGCUCGCAAGCGGAAAGCAGCGGAGGAGAAGCUUAUGGCUGCCGAAGCUGCCCGUGAGGCAGAGGAAGAAGCUCGCCGGAAGGAAGAGGAGGAGAAGCGCAAGAAAGAUGAGGCUCGCCGGGAGCGAGAAGCCAAAGAGGAAGAGCGCCGGCGGGCAGAAGACGAACGAAUGGAGGAAGAGCGUCGAAAAAAGGCAGGUCCUGCCAAGUACAUUCCUCCAUCACAACGCUUGGCUAGCGGUGGCGAACGUGGUGGCGGCGGUGGAGAAGACCGCCCCAGUCGAUUUGGUGGUGCCGGAUCCUACCCUGGAGGUGGACGUUAUGAAGGCCGUUCGGACGAUCGAGGCGGUGGCUGGCGCGGUGGUGGCGACCGAAGUGGUGAUUAUCGUAGAGGUGGAGAUGAUCGCAGAGGUGGAGAUGAUCGCAGAGGUGGAGAUGAUCGCAGAGGUGGAGACGAUCGCAGAGGUGGAGACGAUCGUAGAGAAGGAGACGAUCGUAGAGGAGGCGCAUACGGAGGAGAUCGUCGUGGCGGCGCAGGGAGUGGUAGCUACAACGAUCGUCGUGGGCCCCCUUCGGACGGCAACAGUCGUUGGCGCUAAGGAAUUUCAUUGGUGGCCGUGAAGAAACAAAAGUAGCUUUUACACAGAGGUUAGACGUCUUUCUAUUUUACGAGUA